AUGCCGCAACAGAAACAAUUGGCAACACAAAGGAUGGUGACAGGAUAUUACAACGAAUUGUACUCCAACAACGUUGAAAAUCUAGAACAAGUAGACAAAUUUCUAGAAAUGCACUGCCUACUCACAUUGGCACCAUAUGAAGUGGAACAUUUGAAAAGACCCCUAACAAAAGACGAUAUUGAACAGGAAAAGAUGGAAAUUGUCGAAGAUUUCAUUUUUCUGGUACCCAUAGUCAAUGAUUAUGGAAGUAGCAGUCAAGAAAUCAAAUGCUGUAUUUCAUCAGUCCGAAAUCUUUUGAGCAGCAUCCAGAUGCUUAUAUUUUCUACCAUUGUCUUUGAAAAUGACUCCUCUACAAAGACAAACUCAGCUUUACAAUCAGCCAACGGAGACACUGUGAAUGACAACGGUCAGUAUGCAACGGAUGGUUUGUUUCCUGCUAUUCUCAAUCUUGCCAGCAAUGCUCACAUCAGCACCAAUGCGACCUGCGGUGAGAAGGGGCCGGAGAUGUUCUGCAAACUUGUGGAACAUGUGCCCAAUCGCCCUGUGCGGAAUCCACAGUGCAGGAUCUGUGAUAGCAACAGCGCGAGUCCCAAAGAGCGACAUCCUAUAUCCAGUGCGAUCGACGGCACCAACCACUGGUGGCAGAGUCCCAGUAUUCAAAACGGGAGACAGUACCACUGGGUCACUGUCACUCUGGACUUGAGACAGGUCUUCCAGGUCGCAUAUGUCAUCAUCAAAGCUGCUAAUUCCCCACGGCCUGGAAACUGGAUUUUGGAGCGCUCUCUGGAUGGGACCAAGUUCACACCCUGGCAGUACUAUGCAAUCAAUGACUUGGAGUGUCUGACUCGUUACAACAUAACCCCAAGACGGGGACCACCCACUUACAGGGAAGAUGAUGAAGUGAUCUGCACCUCCUAUUACUCUAGGCUGGUGCCCCUGGAGCAUGGAGAGAUUCAUACAUCACUCAUUAAUGGCAGGCCAAGUGCUGAUGUUCUUUCACCCAAGUUGCUGGAAUUCACAUCUGCCCGCUAUAUCCGACUGCGCUUACAACGCAUUAGAACCCUUAACGCAGAUCUUAUGACCCUGAGCCACCGGGACCCGAAAGAUCUUGAUCCUAUUGUCACACGAAGAUAUUUCUAUUCAAUAAAAGACAUUUCCAUCGGAGGAAUGUGUAUUUGCCAUGGCCACGCACGUACAUGUCCAUGGGAUGAAACAACAAAGAAAUUACAGUGUCAAUGCGAACACAACACCUGUGGGGAGAAUUGCAGUAAGUGCUGCCCUGGCUUCCAUCAGCAGCCCUGGAGACCUGGGACGAUUUCUUCUGGUAACACAUGCGAAGAAUGCAACUGUCACAAUAAAGCCAAGGACUGCUACUAUGAUGAGAGUGUUGCACAUGAGAACCGAAGUCUGAAUACUGCUGGGCAGUUCCAGGGAGGAGGAGUUUGUAUAAACUGUCAACAGAACACAGCGGGGAUCAACUGUGAAACGUGUGUCGAUGGAUAUUAUAGACCACUAAAAGUUUCUCCUUAUGAGGACAACCCUUGCCAUCCAUGUGACUGUGACCCCUGGGGGUCCCUUGGUUUUGUCUGUAUUAAGGAUGAUCUUCAUUCUAACUUACACGAUGGGAAAUGGCCAGGGCAGUGCCCAUGUAAGGAGGGUUAUACGGGAGAAAAAUGCGAUCGCUGCCAAUUUGGCUAUAAGGGUUACCCCAAGUGUAUCCGCUGUGAGUGCAGUCCGGCUGGCAGUGUGAAUGAAGACCCCUGCACAGAGCCUUGUCUCUGCAAGGCAAAUGUCGAGGGGCAAGACUGUGAUCGCUGCAAACCCGGAUUCUAUAACUUGAAGGACAGCAACCCCUGGGGCUGCUCCGAGUGCUUCUGCUUUGGUGUGUCUAACGUCUGCAAGAGUCUCUCUUGGCCCAUCCGCCAGAUCAAUGACAUGUCUGGGUGGCUGGUCACUGACUUGAUCGGUUCAAAUAGGAUCCAGCCUCAGCAGGCUCUUCAUAGUGGAUUUCACCAAAUUAGUAUCAACAACUCCGCAGUUUUGCAAAGGUUAACUUCUAAGUACUACUGGUCAGCUCCUAAGGCAUAUCUAGGAAAUAAGUUGACUGCAUUUGGUGGGUUCCUGAAAUACACGGUGUCCUAUGAUAUUCCAGUGGAGGCAGCGGACAGUGACCUCGUGUCUCAGACAGAUGUCAUCGUGAAGGGAAAUGGAUUCACUUUAAACACCCGGGCUGAAGGCCUAUUAUUGCAACCCUACGAAGAGUACUUUGGUGUGGUUAGACUUGUGCCUGAGAACUUCCAAGACUUUAAUACCAAACGGGAAAUAGAUCGAGAUCAGCUGAUGACCGUCCUUGCCAACGUGACGCAUCUUUUGAUCCGAGCCAACUACAAUACUGCGAAAAUAGCCCUUUACAGGCUCAGUUCCGUCACUCUGGACACAGCGACCCCUAAUGCUAUAGACCUCGACUUGGCCUCUGAGGUGGAGCAGUGUGAGUGCCCCCCAGGCUAUGCAGGCAUCUCUUGUGAGUCAUGCCUCCCGGGCUAUUACCGAGUGGACGGAAUCCUCUUUGGGGGGAUUUGUCAGCCUUGUGAAUGCCACGGCCACGCAACUGAGUGCGAUCCUCACGGCGUCUGCUUGGCUUGUACGCACAACACCACUGGGGACCACUGUGAGCAGUGCCUGCCCGGCUUCUAUGGGGUGCCAUCCCGAGGAACCCCUGGAGACUGCCAGCCUUGUGCCUGCCCUCUCUCCACAGCCUCCAACAAUUUCAGCCCCACCUGCCACGUGACAGAAGGAGAUGAGGUGCUCUGUGACCAGUGUGCCCCCGGAUACACAGGAGCAUGGUGCGAGAGAUGCGCAGACGGUUACUAUGGAAACCCAACAGUGCCCGGGGAAUCCUGCGUCCCGUGCAAUUGCAGUGGCAAUGUGGAUCCCUUAGAGGCUGGCUCCUGUGACACGGUCACAGGGGAAUGUCUCAAGUGCACCGGGAACACGGGAGGGGCCCACUGUGAACGCUGUGCCGAUGGCUUCUACGGGGAUGCUGUGGUGGCGAAGAAUUGCCGUGCCUGUGAAUGCCAGGAGAAAGGGUCCCGCUCUCAUGUUUGCCAUCAUGCGACUGGGCUCUGUGACUGCAAACCGCAUGUGACCGGACAGCAGUGUGACCAGUGCUUGAGUGGAUACUAUGGGUGGAGCACAGGGCUUGGCUGCCGGCCCUGUAACUGCCACACGUCCGGGUCCAUUUCGGAUCACUGCACAGAUGAAGGCCAAUGCCACUGUGUCCCAGGAGUAGCCGGGGAAAGGUGUGACAGGUGUGCACAUGGCUUUUUCGCAUACCAGGACGGUCGCUGCACACCCUGUGACUGUGCUCACACCGGGAAUUCCUGUGAUCCAGACUCUGGAGCGUGUACCUGCCCUCCUCACACUCGGGGCUGGAAGUGUGAAGAAUGUGAGGAUGGGUUCUGGGGCCAUGACCUGGAACUUGGAUGCAAGGCAUGCAAUUGUAGCGGGGUAGGAUCCACUGGUCAACAGUGUGACCUGUUUACUGGCCGCUGCCAAUGCAAGCCCACCUUCGGAGGUUUAAAUUGUGACCAGUGCUCCUUGGGGCACAGAGACUUUCCAGCCUGUGUUUCCUGUGCCUGUGACCUGCGGGGGACAUUGGAGGACACUUGUGAUCAGGACCAGGGUCUUUGCAGCUGUGAAGAAGAAACUGGUACUUGCUCGUGCAAGGAAAAUGUUGUUGGCCUCCGGUGUGACGUGUGUAAAAGUGGCACUUACGCCCUCGAGGCCGGCAACCCCUCGGGAUGCAGCCCGUGCUUCUGCUUUGGGCUGUCGCAGGUCUGCACAGAGUUGGAAGGCUAUGUGAGGACCCCGGUAACGCUGACCUCAGACCAACCUCUUCUGCGCGUGGUUUCUCAGAGGAACCUGGGGGGCACAACCGAGGGGGUAUAUUACCAAGCCUCAGACAUCUUCCUGGACGUCUGGACGGUCCGGAAGCACCUCCAAGCAGAGCCCUUUUAUUGGCGGCUGCCGGAUCAGUUCCAGGGAGACCAGCUCAUGGCCUAUGGUGCCAAACUGAGGUACAGUGUGUCCUUCUAUUCUGUGGAUGGCAUCGGCGCCUCUAACUUUGAGCCCCAAGUCCUCAUCAAGGGUGGCUGGACCCGGAAGCAAGUCAUUUAUGUGGACGCCCCUGCACCUGAGAAUGGUGUGAGACAGGAACAGGAAGUAGCCAUGAAAGAGAACUUUUGGAAAUAUUUUAACUCGGUUUCUGAAAAGCACGUAAGCCGCUCAGACUUUCUGUCCGUUCUUAGUAACAUCGAGUACGUCCUCAUCAAGGCCUCCUGCGGAGAAGGGCUGCAGCGGAGUCGAAUUUCAAACAUUUCCCUGGACGUUGGCAGAAAGGCCGAGGGCCUGCCCGCAGGCGGAGAGGCAGCCUCCCUUCUGGAGAAUUGUGUCUGUCCUCCCGGCACCACUGGCUCCUCCUGUCAGCAAUGUGCCCCUGGGUACCACAGAGGGAUGCUUCCUGAAGCAGGUGACGGGCGGCCUCAUCCUCUGAUCGCUCCCUGUGUGCCCUGUGAUUGCAACAACCACAGUGAAGUCUGUGAGCCUGAAACUGGAAAGUGUCUGAACUGCCGCCAUAACACCACUGGCGAUCACUGUGACCAGUGUGCCCCUGGGUACUACGGGAAGGUGACGGGCUCAGCCAGCGACUGCUCUCCGUGUGCCUGCCCUCGCACCCACCCUACCAGUUUUAGUCCUACCUGUGUCCCAGACGGGGAUCGUGACUUCCGUUGUGACGCCUGUUUCCCGGGCUAUGAAGGGCAAUAUUGUGAAAGGUGCUCCACAGGCUAUCAUGGAAACCCUCGGGUCCCAGGAGGCAGCUGCCAGCAGUGUGACUGCAGUCCACAUGGCUCCGAGCAUGGCUAUUGUGACAGAGCCUCUGGGCAGUGUGUCUGCAAGCCAGGGGCGGUGGGGCUGCGGUGUGACCAGUGUGAACCCAAGCACAUUCUGCUGGAGAGUGAUUGCGUUUCUUGUGAUGACGAAUGCAUAAGUGUGCUGUUGAAUGACUUAGAUAACAUCGGUGAUGUCAUUCUCUCUGUGAACCUCACUGGCAUCCCUGCCCCAUACGGAAUGUUAUCAAACCUGGAAAAUACAACGAAACAUCUCCGGAAAUCUUUAUUAAAUCAACAUGCACAAAUGAAACUGGCAGAAAUUCAAUUCAAAGGUGUCACAGAACAAACCCACGACUUGCAAAACAAGCUUACCCGAGUGUUAAAAAGGAGCGGACAGGUGAGCAGGGUGACUAAGAGCAUCCUCCGCAGGAGUGAAGACCUCAGGGCGUUCGUGGAGAAGCUGCGGAGGAACAUCUCAGAAGUUAUUGAAAGAGCAACAACGGUAAAUCAGACCUUGGAUGAAAAUUUCCAGCUACCCAAUUCUACUCUCCACAAUAUGCACAGGAAAAUGACAUCUUUUCUGGCAGACUUACAGAAAAAGCAUUUUGUGCAGUUACAUCAAAAUGCCACCAAUGAACUCAAAGCUGCUGAAGAUUUACUAUCACAAAUUCGGAAGAAUUACCAGAAGCCACAAGAAGAGCUGAAGGUAUUAAAAGAAAGUGCCAGCAGCCUCCUUUCAAAAUACAACGGUGACCUGCAGGUGGCAGAAGACCUGGUGCAUGAAGCAGAUACAAAGACCCAGGAAAGCGGCCGCCUGCUCCGCCUUAUCAGUGCCAACUUGAGGGAGUUUGCGGGUAAAAAGCUGCAUGUGCAAGAAGAAGAAAACCUGACUUCAGAGCUAAUUGCCAGAGGAACAGGAUUGAUAGAUGCUGCCGCCACCCAGGCAAAUGCUGCCCGAAAUGCUCUAGAUCAGCUCGAGUAUCACCGGGAUGAGCUACUCCGAUGGAAUGCUAAACUCCGGGGCCAUGUAGAUGAUUUGGUCAUGCAGAUGUCCCGAAGGAGAGCACGUGCCCUCGUUUACAGAGCAGAGGAUCAUGCUGCUGAGCUCAGAAGACUCUCGAACAUUCUUGACAGUGGCCUUGAAAAUGUCAGACAUGUGUCUUUGAAUGCUACCAGCGCAGUCCACGUCCACUCCAACAUUCAGCACCUGCUGGAAGAAUCAGAGAGACUGGCAGACCAGGCUCUCAGAACCGUGACGGAGGCAAACCUGUUCUCAGGAGACCUUGCUUCCAAUGGGAAAACAGCUCACCAUCGAAGUUUCAAGAUUUUCAGAGAAAGCAGUGGCCUAAGUAGGACGCAUGAAGGUACUGCACUGGAACUGAGGGGAUUGAAAAGAACAGUAAGCAGAUUUCAAGGGAAUGCUGAUCAAAUUACCAGGCAGAUCAAUAAAUCACUUUUGAUGCUGAGAGCAAUUCCGGAUGGUGUCAGAGGCCAGGAAACGUCCACUAAAGAGAUGGCCACCUCUGCCAACCAGAGCGCGGCAAGCACACUGAGAGAUGUUGUGCUUUUGAGGCCAAAGCUGCUGACUACAUCUGCUGCGCUGUCCAAAGUGAAUGCCACGUGGAGAGAGACCAGCGGAUUCCUGCGAGACUCCUCAGAGGCCACUCUGUUAGUUAGAAGAAAAGUCCAAGAGGUGGAGACGCAAGCCAACCUUUUACUUGACCGAUUGAAGCCUUUGAAGAUAUUGGAAGAGAACCUGAGCAGAAACCUCUCCGAAAUUAAGCUGAUGAUCAGCCAGGCCCGGAAACAAGCCGCUUCGAUUAAAGUUGCCGUGUCUGCAGAUGGAGAUUGCAUCCGCGCCUACCAGCCACGGAUCUCGUCUACUAACUACAACACCUUAACCCUGAACGUGAAGACGAGCGAGCCGGACAACCUGCUCUUCUACCUUGGAAGCAGCACCAGCGAGGAUUUCCUUGCUGUGGAGAUGCGACGAGGAAAGGUGGCCUUCCUGUGGGAUGUGGGUUCCGGGUCUACACGAUUGGAAUUUUCAGACUUCCCAAUUGACAACAACAAAUGGCACACUAUCUACGUAACCAGGUUUGGAAACAAUGGCUUGUUGAGUAUAAAGGAAAUCAGUUCAACUCAAACACUGCCAGCAAAAACAAGUAAAUCCCCUGGGACAGCUAAAGUCUUGGAGAUAAACAAUUCAACACGUAUGUUUGUUGGAGGACUUGGAGGACAAAUCAAGAAGUCUCCUGCUGUGAAGGUCACUCACUUUAAAGGCUGCCUGGGAGAUACCUUUCUCAAUGGGAACCCUAUUGGCCUGUGGAACUACAUUGAAAGAGAAGGCACAUGUCACGGUUGUUAUGAAAGUUCCCAGAAGGAAGAUGCCUCAUUCCACUUCGACGGAAGUGGCUACUCUGUCGUGCAGAAGACGCUCCGCACUACGACGACGCAUAUCAUCAUGCUAUUCAGUACCUUUUCCCCUAACGGCCUGCUCGUCUACCUCGCUUCCAACGGCACUAAAGACUUUCUAUCCAUCGAACUGGUCCAUGGCAGAGUGAAAGCCACGGUUGACCUGGGCUCAGGACCUCUUGUUCUGAUUACAGAGAGACGUUAUAACAAUGGGAUCUGGUAUAAAAUCGCUUUCCAGCGAAACCGAAGGCAAGGACUUCUGGCAAUUAUUGAUGCUUAUAACACCAGUUAUAAAGAAACAAAGCAAGGUGAAACUCCAGGAACAUCUUCUGACCUCAAUCGACUAGACAAGGAUCCGAUUUAUGUUGGUGGAUUACCUAGGUCAGGAGUUGUAAGGAAAGGCCUCACAAGCAGAAGCUAUGUAGGCUGUAUCAAAAACCUGGAGAUAUCUAGAUCAACUUUUGAUUUACUCAGAAAUUCCUAUGGUGUGAGGAAAGGCUGUAUGCUGGAGCCUAUCCGAAGUGUCAGCUUCUUGAAAGGUGGCUAUGUUGAGUUGCCACCCAAGUCUCUGUCACCAGAAUCAGAAUUGUUGGCAACUUUUGCCACCACCAACAGCAACGGACUCAUCAUGGCUGGCUUUGGCGGAGAUGUGGGAAAGCAGAGCCGAUGGCAGGCGCACGUGCCGUUCUUUGCCAUCAUGCUGAUUGAAGGCCACAUCGAAGUGCAUGUUAAUUUGGGGGAUGGACCAAGCCUAAGAAGAGCGCUCCUGCUUUCUCCAGGGGGCACUUACAGUGACGGACAAGAACACUCCAUCUCCCUGGUUAGGAGCAGAAGAGUGAUCACAGUCCAGCUGGAUGAGAGCAGUCCUGUAGAAAUGAGGCUGGGCACAUUAGCAGAAAGCAAGACAUUAAACAUAUCCAGCCUGUACAUUGGAGGCAUUCCAGAGAGGAAAGCGGCCUCUGUGCUCAAAAUGAGACAGUCCUUCCACGGCUGCAUCAGAAACCUGAUAUUUAACAUGGAACUUCUAGACUUUACUAGUGCAGUUGGCUAUGAACAGGUGGACUUAGACACCUGCUUGCUUUCAGAAUCAGCCAAGUGGGCUCUUCAAGGAGAGGACGCCGCACGUCUGCCAGAACCGCAACCUCUACCCAGUCCAGGACUGUGUGCAGUGGACAGAGCCCCGGGCUUCAUUCCCAAGGCUCAGCAGUUUGGCCUGGCACAGGACAGCCACUUUGUGUUUCACUUUAAUCAGUCUGCUGUUAGAAAGAGGCUUUCUGUUCAGCUCAGGAUACGAACAUUUGCCUCCCGUGGUCUCAUUUACUACAUGGCUCAUCAGAACCAAGUUGAUUAUGCUACACUCCAGCUCCAUGGGGGCUACCUCCACUUCAUGUUUGACCUUGGCAAAAGCAGGACAAAGGUCUCACACCCCACACAGAUCAAUGACGGCCAGUGGCACAUGGUCAAGACAGAAUAUGUUAAAAGAAAGGGAUUCUUGACUGUUGACAAGCUAGAAUCCCCAGCAGUGCCCACGGUGGGUGAUGGCACAACAUUGGAUGUGGAAGGAAAGUUCUACCUAGGAGGCCUUCCUGCUGAGUACAGGGCCAAAAAUAUUGGAAAUAUCACCCACAGCAUCCCUGCCUGCAUUGAGGCGGUGACCAUUAACAGCAAACCAUUGGACAUGGGCAACCCAGUGUCUGCUUCUGCAGUGAACAAAUGCUAUGCAGUGGCUCAAGAAGGAACUUUCUUUGAAGGAAGUGGAUAUGCUGCUCUUGUUAAAGAAGGCUAUAAAGUCCGGUCCGACCUAAACAUCACCCUCGAGUUCCGGACGGCUUCCAUGAAUGGUGUCCUCUUGGGGAUCAGCAAUGCCGAAGUGGAUGCCAUUGGAUUAGAGAUCGUCCAUGGAAAGCUUUUGUUUCAUGUUAACAAUGGGGCUGGUAGGAUAACGGCCACAUAUGAGCCCAAAGCUCCAAGGACUCUCUGUGAUGGGAAAUGGCACACGCUUCAAGCUAACAAAAGCAAACACCGCGUGGUUCUGACCGUCGACGGAGAUGCAGUUCAUGCUGAAAGUCCACACACCCAGUCCACCUCGGCAGACACUAACAAUCCGAUUUACAUUGGUGGCUACCCUGCUGAUGUAAAGCAGAAUUGCCUGACCAGCCAAACCUCAUUCCGGGGCUGCUUGAGAAAGCUCACUCUGACAAAGGGUCCACACGUGCAAUCCUACGACUUCAGCAAAGCUUUCUACCUACAAGGCGUGUCCCCUCAUUCCUGUCCUGGAGCUGAGGCCUGAACCCAGGGACAGCCUUCCGUUGGCAAUCGUUAUGUAUAUUUUGAGGAGAAUUACUUUCGUGAAUUAAAGUCUCUUUCAUUUCCAACUCAGGUUAAAUGUAUCCAGAGAGAAAAACUGCGCUUAUGUUAAACAUAAACCAGAUGCACAACAAAUACCUCUAUUAAAUAUCUCAAGUUAUAAUUUGAAUUAAUUGGCUAAUUUUGUAAUUUUUUAAACUUUGUUAACACUAAAUGUUCUGUUGAUGACAGCAGUAUUUCAUGUUUUGCAUUUUGAGCUUUUAAAAAAUAAAAUAUCAUUACAGACUGCAAUAGAUUA
Messenger RNA from Echinops telfairi (small Madagascar hedgehog), 9909 nucleotides. RefSeq names its product laminin subunit alpha 1 (gene LAMA1). Gene Ontology annotation, biological process: axon guidance; regulation of cell migration; regulation of cell adhesion. Gene Ontology annotation, cellular component: basement membrane. The coding region runs from base 1 to 9594 and encodes 3197 amino acids. The record is from RefSeq and is a predicted model, not a curated record. Gene Ontology annotation, molecular function: signaling receptor binding; extracellular matrix structural constituent. The transcript has 66 exons. Lineage: Eukaryota; Metazoa; Chordata; Mammalia; Afrosoricida; Tenrecidae.